AUGCAUUGUCAUUCUCUUUUCUUUUUCUUUUCAUCGUCCCUGCCUUUUUCCCUUGUGCCGUGCACUUUUCAACGACCCCCCUUACACAUCAUGGUCAAAGCCCUCGCUCUACUGCCGUUCUUCGUCGCUCUUUUGGCCGGCGCAGCCCCCAUGCCGCAUGUGCACGAUGGAGCUCUGAUUGAACGUCAAUUUGGUCCGCCUGGAGGCGCGCCCCCACCAGCUGCUGGGCCGCCAGCUGCGGCGGGUGCUCCGCCCGCACAAGGGCCUCCCCCACAGAGGCAAGGUGGCGGUCGCGGCCGUCCGGGUCAGGGUCCCGGACAAGCGCCAGCCGCACCUGGCGGUGCUCAAGGUCCUCCGCCGCAAGCUGGCGGGCAAGCGCCAGCCGCAUCUGGUGGUGGUCAAGGCCCGCCACCGCAAGCUGGUGGGGUUCAGGGUCAAGGUCCCCCAGCUGGCGCUCCUCAAGGAGGUCCAGGCGGCGGUCGCGGUCGUUUUGGUCAAGGUCAAGCCGCGCAAGGUGCACAGGCUGGUCAAGCUCCACCCCAACUUCAAGGCGGCGCUGCUGCUCCAGGCGGCGCACCAGCAGCCGGUCAAGGUCAAGGUUUUGGAGGCCAACGAGGUGGACAAGGUGCUGGUCAAGCUCCGGCUCCACCCGGCGCUGCUCAAGCACCACCUGCUGCUCAAGCACCACCAGUACCACCAGUGGUCCAAGCACCACCAGUGGUUCAAACACCACCAGCCGCUCCAGUCCCUCCCGCCGUUGCCGGUCGCGGUUUCCGCCGAGUAGCUCUCCGUAAUGUGCAACCCUCCGGUCCUUUCCCCGCCAUUCCAUGCAGCCCGCUUGCUUUCGUGAAAGCCGGCGACCCCGAUGCCAAUCUCGUCAAAUGCCGCAAUGCUCCUGCAGGAGGAAUUGGAAUCCAGUGCACGAACAACCCCAAUCCAGUUGAGCUUCUCCAGCCGUGCAGCGAAGUUGAGGGCAAGCAGGUCAUCAUUUCGGAGAACGCUGUUGCCCCUGAUGCCAACACGAUUGUUGUUUCGCCUCACCUCUUUGACGGGUUCGGUGCUGCAGGGCGUCGUGGCCUCUGA
This is a messenger RNA of Mycena indigotica, 1083 nucleotides long. RefSeq lists its product as uncharacterized. The record is from RefSeq and is a predicted model, not a curated record. Bases 1 to 1083 code for a protein of 360 amino acids. NCBI's taxonomy places the organism in Eukaryota, Fungi, Basidiomycota, Agaricomycetes, Agaricales, Mycenaceae. The transcript is spliced from 16 exons.